CUCUGUCUAUCAGUAUACACCGUGCCUCAUAAGCACCCAAUAGGCGAGUGACAAACCGUGCGCUCUCACACUUUGCCAUCCUGCCAGAUACAGAGAAACAAUGGGAGACGAUAACUGAGGCAACCACAAAGAGAUACACACUGAGACCGACUAUGGCUGUGGACGCUGCGUCCAGCUUCAGUUUCUGCCGUGCAUCCCUGGAGCAAACAGUGUCUGCAGAGGAGCUGAGCUACCAACCGCCUCGCCGGCCAGGGUCCAGUCUCGCCUGGCAUGAUGGGAGGGGACAGAUGAACACGUACACACGCACCGUCAAACUACUGCAGCAACCUGGCACAGAGGGCAUACAGCUGCAUCCAGGGGAAGCCUUCACUGUGUACCACACCAGCCCUACGCUGUCCAGUCUGUCCAAACCAGUGGUGCUGUGGACCCAACAGGACGUCUGCAAGUGGCUAAAGAAACACUGUCCACACUACCUAACCUAUGUAGAAGCCUUCUCCCAUCACGCUAUCACAGGUCGUGCAUUGCUGAGGUUGAACGGGGAGAAGUUGGAGAGGAUGGGCAUCUUCCAGGAGACACUGAGACAGGAGGUUCUACAGCAGGUCCUUCAGCUACAAGUCAGAGAAGAGGUCCGCAACCUGCAACUGCUCAGCAGAGCCUCUUUUGGAAACCUCUCUUAGCUCAUCCCUUUCCUGGUCCCUUUCUCCUCCGCUGAAACAAUACGUCACCAGUAUGUGACGUAUUGCUCCAGAUAUGUGACAGCAGAACUGGGCUGUAAAAAGGAGAGAACUGAAGAGGGGCGAGAACGGAGGAGAGACGAGUCUAUUUUCUCCAUGACAAACAGACUGAAGGAGGAUUCCCAUUCAACAAGGCCAAACGGGUUUAAACGAGGCGCGGCGGAGUGAGAGAGAGAGAGCUGGAGAAAGAGAGAGACAAUGAACUGCUGAAUAAAAGAUUACAUAGAGAAAAGAUGUAUGAACUGACGUUGACAUUGUAGACAAGUGAAUUUGCAAUUUGUAUUAUUAUAACUACAUGAGAUUCC
This is a messenger RNA of Salvelinus sp. IW2-2015, 1039 nucleotides long. Its product is annotated as sterile alpha motif domain-containing protein 10-like. Gene Ontology annotation, molecular function: protein binding. Lineage: Eukaryota; Metazoa; Chordata; Actinopteri; Salmoniformes; Salmonidae. Gene Ontology annotation, cellular component: cytoplasmic side of plasma membrane. The record is from RefSeq and is a predicted model, not a curated record. Gene Ontology annotation, biological process: cell surface receptor protein tyrosine kinase signaling pathway.